GCCAAAUGUCGCCAUCGAUCUAUGACAUUUUGUGAAGUUGAAUUUAUUGAUAUAAAGCGUUAAUGUAAAUAAUAAACAAUUCCAACAUAAAAGUCGGCUUCCAGUCGAUAUGUAUGCCAAGGGCAAAGGCUCUACGGUACCUUCGGACGCUCAGGCCCGCGAGAAGUUAGCCCUCUAUGUGUACGAAUACUUACUGCACGUUGGGGCUCAGAAAGCGGCGCAGACUUUCCUUUCUGAGAUACGAUGGGAAAAGAACAUAACACUCGGGGAGCCCCCAGGGUUCCUUCAUUCUUGGUGGUGUGUUUUCUGGGACCUGUACUGCGCGGCGCCCGAGAGGAGGGACACUUGUGAGCAUUCGUCAGAAGCUAAAGCUUUCCACGAUUAUGGUUUUGUUAACUCUGGCUAUGGUGUCAACGGAAUUGGUCACAACGCCGGCCCGGCGCCUCCAAACGACGGUAUGGGAGGGGGAGGCAUGCCUCCAGGAUUCUUCCCCAACUCCUCACUCCGGCCUUCGCCACCAGCCCCACACCCAGGGUCACAGCCGUCGCCGCACGGGCCCCAGCCGCAGCUGAUGGGGACGGGCCAGCCGUUCAUAGGGCCAUGGUAUGCGGGAGGGCCGCGUUCGGCUGUGCGGAUGGGGAUGGGCAAUGAUUUUAAUGGCCCCCCAGGUCAGGGUAUGAUGGGCAACUCUCUCGAGCGAGGCGCGGGCGGCGGGAUGCUGGGCGGGCCGCGCAUGACGCCCCCGCGCCCCGGCAUGGGCCCCAUGAGCCCCGGCGCCUACGCGGCAGGCAUGCGCGGCCCUCCGCCGCAGGCACCAGGUAUGCCACCAAUGGGUAUGGGGCCCAGAGGAGCGUGGGCCGGCGGCAGCGGAGGCGCGGGAGGGGGUUCCGCCCCCCUCAACUACAGCGGGGGCUCCCCGGGGGCCUAUGGGGCCCCGCCAGGUUCAAACGGCCCCCCAGGACCCCCCACGCCAAUCAUGCCAAGCCCGCAGGACUCGUCAAAUUCUGCUGCUAUUGGCCCAGGAUUAGGCGGUGUCGACGGCAUGAAGUCGUCGCCCGGUGGAGUCGGGGGAGGGGGGCCCGGCACCCCCAGGGAAGAUUCCGGCUCAGGAAUGGGGGACUACAACUUAAGUUUCGGUGGGCCGGGCGGCGACCAAAAUGAUCAAACUGAAUCGGCGGCCAUCUUGAAAAUCAAAGAGAGCAUGCAGGAGGAGGCGAAACGAUUCGAAAAAGACCCAGAUCAUCCGGACUAUUUUAUGCAGUGAGAGAAUGGAAACAAACGUCGCCAACACGCCAAAAGGAAUUACACAAACAUAUUUUCUUGGUACAGUCGAAAGAUAACUAUGUGAGUUGCCAAGUUUACUGAGUGUAAACAUAUUCGAUACAUGACUCUUUGUAUAUCUAGUAUAGUACAAUUCCGAAAUGAAAUAAGUAACGUAUGAGUUGCCAAGUUGGUAACUUAAUAUUUUGAAAAUAAAUUGAACAUAACUUAAUAAAUAAUAAUUAAAAACUUGACUUAUAUUGUUUUGUACAUAUUUAUUGGCGGACAACUAUGGCCAAUGUCAGUAAUGAAAGUGACUCAUUUAGUUAUCAUUAAUACAAAUAACGUGAAUGCAAUCUUAUUACCUGCCAAGUUACAUUUAAAACCAGCUUGGCAAGUCAUGCAUCAAUGGCUUGGCUACUCACAGGCGCGUAUAGUUUUACGGACUGAAAAUAAUGGUCUCUAUUUUUGAGUCUUCAAUUGAUCUCAUAUAUGAGGUUUUGGUUGGUUGGCGUUCGAUUUCUUUUGCGUUCCAACGAUCUGAGAAAUGGAUUCUUUAAAAAUAAGCUCUUCCUGUGCUCUGUCAUUCGCAAAUUUUAUUAUUUAUUAGUAUAAUUUAUCGCACUGUUUUAUUUUUCUUUAAUAAAAAAAAAAAAAACGAACGACUUUUUGAUGGUUCUUUUUGGUUUAGAGUAUAUUUCACAUGAUAUUUUUAAUGUUAGAAUUAUUUUUUUCUCGUCUUAAGAUAUAAUUUUAAUAUUAUGUAAUUUAAUUCAUCUUAAUAUAAUGAGAAUUUGUAUAUCAAGAGGUUUUUUUUUAAACAAAUAUUUACAAGAACUUGGCAAUUCACUGUGCACCUAAAACAUAUUGUAAUAAGAGUAUUUUCGACAUAAUAUUGUUUAGUUUAAUCUCACUAAACCGAACCUAUUUUUUAAGAUUUUUUUUCUUAUUCAUUUGAUAUCAUGGCACAUAGCACAUAUUAGAGAGAAAUAUACAAACAACUUUUAUAUAUGUAAAUUUACGGAUAUAUCGACACUGUAUGCUGUCAAAUAUUGCAAUAUUUUAGUCUUUUUUUAGGUAUUUCUAAGACAUUUGUU
Messenger RNA from Pararge aegeria (speckled wood butterfly), 2357 nucleotides. RefSeq names its product single-stranded DNA-binding protein 3 (gene Ssdp). Gene Ontology annotation, cellular component: nucleus. Gene Ontology annotation, molecular function: single-stranded DNA binding; protein binding. The coding region runs from base 110 to 1264 and encodes 384 amino acids. The record is from RefSeq and is a predicted model, not a curated record. The transcript is spliced from 6 exons. Gene Ontology annotation, biological process: positive regulation of transcription by RNA polymerase II. Lineage: Eukaryota; Metazoa; Arthropoda; Insecta; Lepidoptera; Nymphalidae.